Molecule: messenger RNA, 744 nt
Organism: Helicoverpa zea (corn earworm)
Lineage: Eukaryota; Metazoa; Arthropoda; Insecta; Lepidoptera; Noctuidae
Exons: 3
Coding region: 319-744 (141 amino acids)
Source: RefSeq, a predicted model, not a curated record
CCAAGUAGGGAAAUGACGUAAGACGUCACCUAAAAAAUGCGUUAAUUUCAAAAAAUUAUUUAAAAUAAUAUAGUUAAUUUGAUUUCGAGUUUCAGGUGAGAUUGUUUGUUUGAAACACUUUUUGCCCUGGAUUUCGACUUCGAGUUGAGCUGAUGUUUUGUGAGAUAUUACUCUGUGUGAGAAAUUGACUCUUGUUUGGUUUGAGACAGGACUCGUAGUUAUAAUAGUGAUAAGUGUGAGAAAUUGACUCUUGUUUGAGAUAGGACUCAUUGUUAGUGUUGUGAGAAAUUGACUCUGGUGUUCAACUUAACACAUACAAUGUCUUUCAUGUCUUGUUGUGUGCCUGGCUGUACGAUCACUACAGAAGACGGUGUGCUGCAUAAAUUUCCAAACCCAAAUAUUGAAAGAGAACGCUUCAAGAAAUGGGUUCAAACUGUUGGAGAUACCGUCAAAAAGUUUGAUGAAAUCUUCAUUUAUAACAACCGAAGAGUAUGCCGAAGACAUUUUGCACCGGUCUUCCACUACCCUAAGAACAGAUUAUGUAAAUUAGCAAUACCCACACUGUUCAUUGAAGGUGGACCCUUGAAUAAAGAAACGCCUGUUCAAAUGUUACGAGAUGAGCAUUCAACAACUUCAGCUCCAUUAGACAUAACUAACAUCAGACUAUCAGGUAUGUUGAAUUUCAUUUUGCUUACCUUAACAUACCAUGUUAAGCAGAAAAGAUCCAACCAACACUUUUUCUAA